Molecule: messenger RNA, 315 nt
Organism: Staurois parvus
Lineage: Eukaryota; Metazoa; Chordata; Amphibia; Anura; Ranidae
Source: the annotation of a GenBank genome assembly
AUGACCACUGAAGUUGACAUGAAUAAAGAGCUGGCUGUGAACCGCCUUCAGGAACUGGAGAAGCUCAAGCAAGACUUGCAUGAAGUGACUUCAGAGAACAAGGACUUGCAGGAGCAACUGUCAAGAUCAGUAGAGGAGAACGUGCGGCUGUGUCCAGAAUACCGCUGCAUGCAGUCACAAUUCUCUGUCCUGUACAAUGAGUCACUGCAGUUAAAAGCGCAGUUGGAUGAGGCUCGUUCUCUGCUGCAUGGGACACGCGGCAACCACCAGCGUCAGCUAGAGCUCAUUGAACGGGAUGAGGUGGCUCUUCAAAAA